This is a messenger RNA of Lineus longissimus, 1554 nucleotides long. Its product is annotated as galanin receptor 2b-like. The transcript has 2 exons. Bases 512 to 1498 code for a protein of 328 amino acids. Gene Ontology annotation, cellular component: membrane. Gene Ontology annotation, biological process: G protein-coupled receptor signaling pathway. NCBI's taxonomy places the organism in Eukaryota, Metazoa, Nemertea, Pilidiophora, Heteronemertea, Lineidae. The record is from RefSeq and is a predicted model, not a curated record. Gene Ontology annotation, molecular function: G protein-coupled receptor activity.
UACACAUUGGAAAUCUAAUGUCAGCUAUUACGUGUUAGGUGUCGAAAGGAAGUGCGAGCUGGAACUGAUCAAUAAUUCCUUGUCAAAUCACCAACACACAUACCGUGAACACCUCGAUUCGGUGAACGCUUCUAUUACUAUAAUGUUCACUUUUCAUAGGUGUCACUGUAUGCACCGUCGUGCAACUUCUGCAAAUGUCUGAUUUUGCUGGCACAUGUGCCGACACAAGGAACUAUUCGCUAACGGCAUAUAAGUGAUUUUGGGUGUAUUUUUGUCAACCCGGACAUGCGUUAACGUGGACAAAUAUACUGCUCAUACUUCGGUUUAAAUUGAAUAACUGGUCAACAACGACUGUUGUAUAUCCGGCUACAUUCUAGGGUAUACUACGAGCUAGUAAUCAUGCCAACUGCAUAAAACCCCACUUUCCCCCAAUCAGUUAAACCAAGUCUUUUCAAGACUAACAGAUAUCACACAGCUCAGCUGGUGUUGUAGGAAACAAGUGGACACGAAAAUGGCAACAACCAUAACAACAUCGCUUAUACAGACGGCCGAAGCGCUUUCUGAACAAGACACACGGAUAUCUUCAAUCAUUCUGUUUAUACUGAAUAAAGUCUUCCCACCCGCUGUCAUUGUCGGGGGUCUGAUUGGAAACCUCCUUAUCUACUUGGUCCUGAAGCAGCCUCAAUACGCUAAGCAGACGACAUGCUUCUUCAUGAGGACGCUGGCAAUCUGCGACAGCUGCAGCCUCGGUCACAUCAUUAUCAGAACAAUGGUCUUCUAUCAUCCUGGCUACAUGCUUUUCAAAUCCGGUAAAUACGUCUGUCCCAUUAUGGCUUUUUUCACCGGGGUGUACGGCUUAUCAAAUUGGACGACAACGGCCAUGACAUUUGACCGUUUCCUUGCAGUACGUUAUCCCCUAAAGGUGGCGUCGUGGUGUACAAUGAAACGUUGUCGAAUCUGUCUCGUCUGUAUUUAUAUUUCGGGUAUUGCUAUUUUAAUUCCAUACAGUUUCAGAAGCGUCAAACCAGGAGCCAUGGUCCUCAAGGAAAUCUGCAGAUUCGAUCCAAAUAUAUUUCCACUUUGGUUCCACGGCACCAUACACCUCAUCCAAUCAUUUGGAUUAUUCACUACGCCAUUUUGUCUAAUUUUGAUAUUCAAUAUGUCCAUCAUUGCAACACUCAUACAGGAAAAGAUACGAAAACGAGGCUCUAUGAUGGCUACUUCCGGUGGUAAGCCGAAAGAUAGUCACAUUACCGUCCUGUUGCUAUUAGUGACGUCUGUGUUUUUUGUGACCAAUAUACCAUGGACGCUUGAUCAGUUGAUAUGGAACCCAAACCAGGUCUUGUCCCCAAGAAUGGCUAUGAUACGUCAGGUAACCUACGAGGUUGAAGUCUUGCUUCUCGUGCUAAAUCCUUCAGUGAACUUUUACACAUAUUGUUUAGGGUGUCGGAAAUUUCGCAAUGAUGUCAAAGCAAUGUUCAGCAAGGUCGUGAAAUAGACCAAAUAAGAUACUUUAUAGGAAUAAGUUUCACAAAAUAACAUGAGGCAAAGUUU